Molecule: messenger RNA, 1636 nt
Organism: Cajanus cajan (pigeon pea)
Lineage: Eukaryota; Viridiplantae; Streptophyta; Magnoliopsida; Fabales; Fabaceae
Product: F-box/kelch-repeat protein At3g23880
Molecular function (GO): protein binding
Source: RefSeq, a predicted model, not a curated record
CUGGAAUAGCAAGCAUCAUUAGAAAUGGCUUCAGGUAACGGCAAUGACGACGCUGCUUCCUCCAAAACCACCCCCAUCAAGAGGCAGCGAUUCACCGGAACCCUAUCACCGCAUGCUUCCGCCUCUGACCCUCACGCGCCGCCCUCGCCCAUCCUCCCUUUCGAGCUCAUCGCGGAGAUCCUCCAGUGGGUCCCCGCGAAGCUCCUCUUACCGCUCCAAUGCACAUGCAAGUCCUGGAAAACCCUAAUUUCCGAUCCCCUAUUCGCCAAGAAUCACCUUCGCGACUCGCCAAAGUCCACGCGCCUCGCCUUAAGCUUCGCGAGCCCCACGCGCGAGUUCGUCCUCCGAUCCUACCCUCUCCACGGCGUGUUCGACGCUGCUCCCAUUGGCGCCACCGAGCUCAGGUACCCUUCCAACAACCGAAAAUGUUUUGAUUUGAUCGUUGGUUCCUGCGACGGCGUUCUCUGCUUCGCCGUUAAUCAAAGUCGCGUUCUUUUGUGGAACCCUUGCAUUGGGAAAUCCAAGAGGUUGCCGCCGUUGAAAAAUCAACGGCGCGAGGGUAGUUAUACGAUAUACGGGUUCGGGUAUGAUGGUUUCUCUGGUAGUUACAAGGUGGUCGCGGUUUUUUCUUAUGAAUGUGACGGUAAUGGUGGUUCCAAUGGUUACAAAUCUGAAGUGAAGGUUCUCACUUUGGGUACUGAUUCGUGGAGAGAGAUUCGGGGUUUUCCUUCUGUGGUUCCUCUAGAUGAAUCGGGCAAGUUUGUGAGUGGUUCGGUUAACUGGUUGGCUUCUAAAAGUUCAUAUUCUUCGGUUAUUGUUUCUCUUGAUUUGCAAAAGGAGUCUUUUCAAGAGGUUUUGCAGCCUGAUUAUGGAGAUGUGGCUGUGCUUGACUUGACUUUGGGAGUGUUAAGGGAUUGUUUAUGCGUUGUUGCUCAUGGUUACAACUUGUUGGAUGUUUGGCUUAUGCAGGAUUAUGGAAAUAGAGAGUCUUGGACCAAGUUGUUCAGUUUCCCUUGCUUGGAAACUCCUGGCUCGUUUCCUUGUGUCAAAGCACUUGGUCUUUCCGAGGAUGAUCAAUUACUGUUGGAGUUUGGGUCAAAGAUAGUUGUUUACAAUACAAGAGAUAGCACUUAUGAGACCCUCCAGAUUCAGGACAUCAAUGAGUGUGUGGCCUCGGAGGUCUACAUUGAGAGUUUGAUAUCACCUUGUUCUUGAUAUCAUGAUGUACGUAGAUGCUAUGCUAUGUAACUAGUGCAUGUGGAGGCUGUUGAAUCCACCAACAGCUCCUUAUAUGUUUUCAUUUGUUAGGAAUGUUUUGUUGUUCUAAUCACUGGUGACCUCAAGGAUCGUUGUUAUAAAUAAUCGAUGCAAUCUGGAGCUGUAUAAAGUUCUAUGUUAGUUUCAGUUAUUUGAGUAUUAUAGUUUAUUUUGUAUUAUAUAUGGUUCACGGUCAUGCAUUGCAUUAGAUGGUUAGUGGCUUAUUUCUAUACGAUUAGAAUUAGGAGCUGUUAUGCCAAGUCACUAGUAUGUAACACAUUCACGGUGUUUUUGCUUCAAAUUUUACACAGUAUAUUAUGUACUAAACAAAUGACUAUGCAUGUGUCUGUUAAUGAAGUUCGUAAUAUUUUUUUUAUAA